Paramisgurnus dabryanus is the source of this 3525-nucleotide messenger RNA. It is a transcript of the gene acvr1l, whose product is annotated as activin A receptor, type 1 like. Gene Ontology annotation, molecular function: transmembrane receptor protein serine/threonine kinase activity; ATP binding. NCBI's taxonomy places the organism in Eukaryota, Metazoa, Chordata, Actinopteri, Cypriniformes, Cobitidae. Gene Ontology annotation, biological process: cellular response to growth factor stimulus; heart development; transforming growth factor beta receptor signaling pathway. The record is from RefSeq and is a predicted model, not a curated record. Gene Ontology annotation, cellular component: plasma membrane; BMP receptor complex.
GUUUAUGGUGACGUCAUAGCGCAGUCUUUCAGUCUAUCUGGGUGGCGGCAGACAGUCUGUCAACGCGUAAAGCACGACUACGCAAAAACACAUCAAAAUCGCUCGACGUCGGUACAAACAUGAGUCUGUGUUGCUGUUAGAGGAUCCAAUGGGAACGCAGAGUCUGGCUGUCCCCAAACUGGAAGGCAGUGUUGAGAGUUGUCUGAUUAUUUGAACAAUGCAGUGAACCAAAUGGGGCAUUGCAGUACCCAAAUCAUCAUCCUCUUCCUGCUUCAGUUCUUACGGACAUCUGCUAAAGAUGCCUCCAUUGAGUGCAUGUGUGUUGGCAGUGACUGCAAUGAGCAGCAGUGUACCGGAGACCAGUGUUACACCUCUGUUAUCAUUAGCAACGAUGUGAAGAUAUUCAAACGCGGCUGCCUGAUCGGGUUGGACAGCAAGCGGAUGACUUGCUCGGCGACACCGUCUGCUAGUCACAUCGUUGAAUGCUGUUCCCAGCACAUGUGCAAUGCCAACGUCUCCAAAGAGACCCUGCUUCGACUGCUGACAAGUCCAGAGAGAGAGAAGGCUUUGCAGUACCGUGUGGAGAUGUUGGUUCUUUUUGUGCUGGGUCCGUUUGUGGUGCUGGGACUGCUGUCUGUGCUGGCCGUGAUGGUGUGUCGUAGACUCCAUCAUGGACGUCUGGAAAGACUGCAUGAGUUUGACACCGAGCAGGGUGCAAUCGAUGGACUCAUCGCAUCCAACGUUGGGGACAGCACGCUUGCAGAUUUGAUGGAUCACUCCUGCACAUCAGGCAGUGGUUCAGGGCUACCCUUCCUGGUGCAGAGGACGGUUGCACGACAGAUCAGCCUGGUAGAGUGUGUUGGUAAGGGACGAUAUGGGGAAGUGUGGAGAGGACAGUGGCAAGGAGAAAACGUUGCUGUGAAGAUCUUCUCCUCCAGAGAUGAGAAAUCGUGGUUUAGAGAGACAGAAAUAUAUAACACUGUUUUACUACGACAUGAUAAUAUAUUAGGUUUCAUGGCUUCAGACAUGACCUCCCGAAACUCUAGCACUCAGCUGUGGCUGAUCACACACUACCACGAGAACGGCUCUCUCUAUGACUACCUGCAGCGCGUUGCCGUGGAGAUGGCAGAUGGCCUGCACAUGGCGGCAUCGGUAGCCAGCGGGCUGGUGCACCUGCACACAGAAAUCUUUGGCACAGAAGGGAAACCGGCCAUUGCUCAUAGAGACCUGAAGAGCAAAAAUAUACUAGUGAAGAAAGACCUGCAGUGCUGCAUUGCCGACCUGGGUCUGGCAGUAACACACACCCAGUCGGAUAAUCAGCUGGAUGUAGGAAACAAUCCUAAAGUGGGAACCAAGCGCUACAUGGCUCCAGAGGUUCUGGAUGAGACCAUUCAGACGGACUGUUUCGAUGCCUAUAAGAGGGUGGAUAUAUGGGCCUUUGGGUUGGUGCUAUGGGAGAUCGCCCGUCGGACCAUCAGUAACGGAAUUGUGGAAGAGUACAAGCCGCCGUUUUAUGACCUGGUCCCUAAUGACCCGAGCUUUGAUGAUAUGAGGAAAGUGGUUUGUGUGGAACAGCAGAGGCCCUUCAUUCCCAAUCGUUGGUUUUCAGAUCCUACGCUGUCUGCUUUGGUGAAGCUGAUGAAGGAGUGCUGGUACCAGAACCCUUCGGCUCGUCUCACUGCACUGCGCAUCAAAAAAACUAUUGAUAAAAUCCACAGCUCACUGGAGAAGGGCAAAAUUGACUGCUGAAAAGAGAGAGAGACACAGAACUACUGACCACUCGCCCACUCUUAACACGCUGUUUGGUUGCUUUCUGUUCUUCGUGCAUUGUCAAAAAACAUCUUUUUAUAGGAAAUCACAGCCUAUUUUAUGGAUUGGAUCAUUUUUCCCCCUUCGGAAACAAGCAGAAGAAAACUUCACAAGAGUCUGAGAAUAAUCCAUACUAACAUCAUCACUUUUAACCAUGGGUGAGCAAAGAUUAGGGUAUCACUUUUUAGUGAGGAUGGAUACACAUGCUGAAAUGCAAUCAGUACCUGUAGUGUGUGCAUGAUUCUUAGUACGGCUGAAAGAACUGUAGAUGCGUUACCUAAAAAUGUGCUUUUAGAAAUCGGAUGGUUGUAAAGCUUUUAAAAGGUCAAUGUCCUGAUAACUUGUGUGUGUAUAUAUAAGGUCACAGAUAUGGUUACUGAAUUUGCGUCAUUUUGGGGGUGUAAUUGUGUUAUAAAACAUUUACACCCACUAUGUACAUUAUUAAAGAUUUGGCCUAUUUGGUGAUCCGGCUUGGGUAGUGCUUAAAUGAAAUUCACUGACAAAUUCUUGUCGUCCUAUUCCAGAGUGAACAUUGAGUAAAUAAGUGUAUAAAUGAUAACAAAAUAUUCAUUUUUGGAUGUUCCUAAUAAUAAUAAUAAUAGUUUAGUCAAGAUUAAAUCACACUACGAGGCCUUUUAAUCUGUUACGGAGACAUGACAUGAAUUUUUUGCCUCUAUGCCUGCCUGAGAAAAAGCCAUGGUAGCACAUCGUUGUGCUUUUUCGUAACGGUUUCUCCCUCCGCCGGCGCUCGUACUUGAUGUUUCUUUACUGACAAUCAGCCGCUGUCCAGUAGGGCAUGAAUUAUUUGCUGUCAUGUAGCUAAGUUUAAAUGUUAAAGUGACACGUCAACGGAUACGAGCAAAGCUUGUGAUGGUCAUAAACAGACUCUGGUUUUGAGAACACGCUUUUGACACUUUUAUAUCAUGUUUUUCAACAUAUGCCAUAAACCGAUGUGGAUGAUUUUUAUAACAACUUGACAAUUAUUUAAGUGCAAUGACACUCUAAUAUAGGAUUCACGAGGUGUACAAACGACUCAUAACACUAUCAUUAUUUACCAAGUCGACAGAUGGAAGUGCAUUACUGUUGGUUUGAGUCAAACUGUAUGUUAUUUUUAUUUGGUUCUAGGAAAGUAAUGGUCUUGACGCUAAAGUUUGUUCACACGGAAAAGACGUUUACAUGGAGCUACCGGGAGUUUUGUCGUGAACUGUGAAUAUAUGUUAUAAUGAAGAACUUGUAUGUAUGAUGUAAUAGGAACAUAAAAUAUAAGAGACAGACAAAUAAAAAAUCUGCACAUUCUUGCUUUGAAAAUGUACAUUAUUUGAUUUUGUCACUAUACCCGUCACGUCCUGUCUACCCACCAAAGACCUUAUGCCUUUAUCCAUGCUGAGAAUGCUUCCCUUUCAACUGGAAAUGUAUUGCAGAUUGUUGUGCAUCUGACUUAGGACUGGGUUUUCCUGUACAGAGAGACAAGAUAAAUGACACGUUAUGAAAGAUUCCCUAUUGUCUGCCUCUGCUGGGAAAUGGUCCACUGAUCUUCUGUGAUGUUUACAGGUCUUCAGCCUCUUUCUCAGCUGUUUAAAGCUGGACCUGUAUCUGGCUGAAGUUGAUGCGAGUGUAAAUGCUAACCCUGUUACAUAUUGUAGGAGCCAGAUUUUUUUGUAUGUCUUUAGUGAUUGUAUCACAAAAAAUGAUCAAAUAAAUGAUGAAAUAAGGUUA